Messenger RNA from Myiozetetes cayanensis, 1853 nucleotides. Its product is annotated as proto-oncogene Mas-like. Gene Ontology annotation, biological process: G protein-coupled receptor signaling pathway. The record is from RefSeq and is a predicted model, not a curated record. The transcript has 3 exons. The coding region runs from base 497 to 1435 and encodes 312 amino acids. Gene Ontology annotation, cellular component: membrane. Gene Ontology annotation, molecular function: G protein-coupled receptor activity. NCBI's taxonomy places the organism in Eukaryota, Metazoa, Chordata, Aves, Passeriformes, Tyrannidae.
AUCAUCCCUCUGCCAUCUGUCCGUGUUCCAUGUCAUGCCCAGAUUUUAUUAUUCCAUGAGCUCCUCGACACACAAAGUAGAAUCCUCUUGGAAACUGUGUGGUGAAGGUCUCCUUUCUGAGGCUCUCUUUCGUUAGUCAUUUCCUGUACAAAGCCAAGAGCAGAUUAGAACCAGAGCCCUGAUACCGUCAGAGGCGGGGGAGCAGUUCCCCCUUUGCGACAGCCCUGGAGAACAUGAGUCAACACCGGGAAAAGGGGGAUGUGAGAGGACCCGGGACAGACCCCAUGCCAGACACUGCGCAGGCUCACCGGGAAGGCUUCGCUCCCAUUUUCCAAGUGGUAAUUCCAGGAAAGCUCCUGGAGGUCCCAUUGCAGGGGCAGCAGCUGGUGAGCGUGAGGGGAUGUGAGCCUGCAGCGUGUCUGCUCCGGUGGAACUGUCCAGGCUGCGAGAGGAGAGAAGCUGUGUGAGGGGAAGGAGGAGCAGCACAGGUGUCACAAUGGACACGUCCCCUGCCACGGAAAGAGCCAGCCCCGCCUGCUGGGGCAAAUCCGGUGGGAUGGCACCUAACGGGAGCUGGAGUGAGGACAACCCCUACAGCUGGACUGACUGUGAGAGCAGCCACUUGAGCAAAGUCCCUGUCACGCUGCUCAUCUGCCUCUGUGGGAUGGUUGGGAACGGGGCUGUCCUCUGGCUCCUCGGCUUCCAAAUCCGCAGGAACCCCGUCACCAUCUUCAUCCUCAACCUGGCCAUCGCUGACUGCACCUUCCUCCUCUCCAUCACCCUCUCCCUGGGGAUAUUUUAUGUCCCAGAGAGCCUCUGCCACGAGCUGGGCUCACAGGGAGUGACAACCGUGCUGAACAUCACCAUUCUGUUCGCCUUCACUGCCAGUGUCUACCUGCUGACAGCCUUCAGUGCUGUGACAGCUCUGUCUGUCCUACCCCUGUCCCACUGUCCCUGCCACCACUCCCAGCGCUUCCCAGUGCUCCUGUGUGCCCUGCUCUGGGUCCUCUCCUUCCUGCUCACCACGACCCUCUACUUCCACCCUUCGGCGCUCGCUGCCUUCGUCCUGAGCUACCUCUUAUCGGUGCUCACCCUGAUCUGCUCUGCUCUAACCCUGCUUAUUGUCCUGUGCUGCUCAUGCAAACAUCCUCCAAGGAAGCUCUGUGCUGUGGUGCUGCUGGCUGUCAUCUUCUUCCCCUUCUUCACUGCUGAUUUUGGGUACUGGCUCUUGCUGAGGGUGUUUGAUUUUUCUGUCUUUGUCCUCAGCGCCUCCCUCCCGCUCGCCUGUGCCAACAGCAGCGUCCACCCUCUUAUUUACUUCUUGGCUGGGAGCUGUGCAAAGAAGUUCACACUCUCUGUUAGUGCUGCCUUCCAAAGGGCUUUUGAAGAUGUGUCAGAGCCUCAAAAUAAAGACAACACAGUGGAAUCAUUAUAAAAUAAAAUAAUCAUAAAAUAGAAUCAUAAAAUAUCCUGAGUUGGAAAGGACCCAUGAUGAUCAUUGAAUCCAACUCCUGGCCCUGCACAGGACAACCUCAACAAUCUCACCAUGUGCCUGAGAGUGUGUCCAAAUGCUCCUUGAGCUCUGUCAGGAUUCCUGGAGACCCUGUUCCAGUGCCUGAUCACCUUCUGGUAAAGAACCUUUUCCUAAAAUCCACCCUAAGCCAGCUGUUUAAACCCCUGCCACCCCAAUUCUAUGAUUCUGAGAUGCUCUGGGGAUGGAGGUGUCCUGUGGCAAUACUGAUGUGGGUCUGGCUGAGUGGAGUUAACUGCAGCACAAGGAAACGUGGUGGGUGGCAGGGGAACUCCUGCCUGGGGUGGAUGCUGGAUGAUGUGAUGAAUAAUCAUGAAAUCAU